AUGGCAGCAAAUGCUCCCCCCGCGAUCCCAGCUAACGCUCCCCCCGUGAUCCCAGCUAAUGCUCCACCCGCAAUGCCACCCAGGGUACAACAACCGGCCCAGAACAAUGACGAUCGGAUAAGUGUAUCCUCAUCCACCUCAGAUCCAAGAUCCCGGAUGCAGCUAUGUACCAAUCACAGGGAGCCACAACCCAGACAACAACGCCACCAUUCGCUCCAACGGGGUGAUGCGUCUCUACGAAGAGCUCAUCUCUUUAAUGAAGGGGAAGACGAGAUAAAUAGUAGAGUAUCUCGCCAAAACCAGUUCCCCAGAUUGAACAAUCCAAUUGACGGAAGAGCGCCAGUCCCAACAAGGCGCAGUCCUUUCACCCUAAACAUCCUCAACGAGGUAUUGCCUCAAGGAGUGAAAGUAUCGGGCUUACCUCAGUUCGAAGGAACUACCGACCCGCAGGAACACAUAGAGAAGUUCCACGCUAUGGCAGACCUAUAUGGCCCGACAGAUGCAGCAAUGUGCAAGAUGUUUCGCACCACUCUAUCCAAGAGAGCCAUGAAUUGGUUCAACGCUCUGCCCACAGGAUCAAUUGACACUUUCGCUCAGUUGUCAUUGCGUUUCACCAACCAAUUCGCCAUCAAUAAGCAAUAUGCUAAAACUCCAGCACAUCUCUUCUCUAUCGUACAGAGAGACAAUGAAACACUCCGCAACUACAUCAGGCGUUUUGUGGAAGCUGUUCAUGAAGUUCCCAGUGUAGGACAAGAUAUGCUCUCAGGGAUUAUGCAGCAAAACCUGAAGUCGGGUAGGUUCAAAGAAUCUAUCGCAGGAAGACCUCCUGGCAACUUAGAUGAGCUGUUAAAUCGAGCUGAAAAAUAUAUACGCAUAGAAGAAGCUUCUGCCAAUGCUCCUCCCAAGAGGAAGAGAGAAGAUGACCGCCCUGACAUUAGGAGACGAGAUGAUCGACGUCCUCCACCCCCACCUCAAGGCCAAUCAUCUUCAACUUAUAAUCGAUUCACUCCACUCAAUACUCGCCUCACCGAAAUACUUCAUGUGAUUGAACAAAAAGGUCUGGCAGAGCCUCCACGCCCAAUGCAACCCAAUGCGAAACGAGAAAAAUCGGAUCGCUAUUGUCGAUUCCACAGAGAUAAAGGGCAUACUACUGAGGAAUGUGCGCAACUCAAAUUGGCGAUUGAGAGGUUGAUCAAGCAAGGCCACUUAAGCGAAUAUAUUGAUAAGCCUCGAAAUAAGCGUCGUGAUGAUCUUCCACGCCGAGAUAACAAUCGAGAUCAACAACAACGACGAGAGGAUGGGGGUCAUCGGCGCGACCCAGAUAACAAUGAUAACCAACCCACCCGAGGAAUCAUCUCUUUUAUCUCCGGAGGACCGGCAGGUGGCGACUCACAAAAUGCGAGACGCACCCUCGCUCGAUCAGCACGCAUGAAUCAAGAACAUGCUUCUCCAUCCGCAUCCGUCUAUCAAAUACGAAGACCUGAUCAUGGCAUAGUCUUCAACUCCUCAGACCUUGAAGGACCAGAUGAAGAUCAUGUCGAUGCGUUGGUGAUAACUGCAACGGUGGCCAACUUCAUAGUUAAAAAGAUACUAGUGGACGGUGGGAGCUCAGCCGACAUUAUGUAUCUCCACACAUUCAAGCAGCUAGGCAUAGACAACGCACGGUUCAAUCCCAUCACUACACCACUGAAAGGAUUCACGGGAGAAGGUGUUUUAUCCAUGGGGGAAGUAGAGUUACCCAUCUCCUUAGGGGAAGAUCCUUGUCGAGUAACGAAAAUGAUAAAAUUCCUUAUCGUCGACAAGCCAUCCCCUUAUAACAUCAUCGUGGGAAGGCCCGCGAUCCAUACAUUCAAGUCUGUGCCUUCAUCUUACCACCAAAAGUGGAAAUUCCCCACUCCUUACGGGAUGGGAGAGGUACUUGGAGAUAGGCGUCUCGCUCGAGAAUGUUAUGCAAGAGCUCUACGUGAACCCUCUAAGAGACCUAAUCCUUUAGGGAAAGGAGACGACACCCCGAGACAAGAUAAGCGAAAAUGGGUCAACGCGGUCAUCGAAGCUGAUAAAGAAAUCCUAAUCAGCGUACCCGACGACACCGCCAAGCUAGCCGCAGUUGAAGAACUAAAAUCAGUAGAACUCAUACCCGGAGAUAAUUCUAAGCUUCUCCGCAUCGGCUCUGAUCUAGAUCAAGAAGUGGAGAAUCAGCUAGUUAACUUCCUUAGGCAAAAUGGAGACGUAUUUGCUUGGAAAGCUCAAGAUCUAACGGGAAUUCCUCCGAAAGUAGCAUUGCAUCGACUAAACGUUGACAAAAGAUUGAAACCGGUCAAGCAACGUAAAAGGACUUUCGGUCCUGAGCGCAACAAACAUAUCAAAGAGGAAGUGGCAAAACUCUUAGAUGCAGGCCACAUUAGAUCGGUUCAGUAUCCCGAGUGGUUAUCCAAUGUGGUAUUAGUACCUAAACCCGGAGGCAAGUGGAGGCUAUGUGUAGACUUCACCGACCUCAACAAGGCAUGCCCGAAGGAUCCAUUUCCCUUACCAAGGAUCGACCAGCUCAUAGACUCAACCUCAGGGUGCGAACUUCUCAGCUUCCUUGAUGCAUAUCAAGGAUACAACCAAAUAUUGCUCGCCCCAGAAGAUCAAGAGAGAGCUAGUUUCAUUACUGACCAAGGCAUCUAUUGCUAUCGAGUUAUGCCGUUCGGUCUCAAGAAUGCAGGAGCUACUUACCAACGCCUGGUGAACACGAUGUUCGCGGACUUGAUUGGUAAGAACAUGGAAGUGUACAUUGAUGACAUGCUUGUCAAGAGUAUUAAAGUCGCGGAUCACCUAACCGAUUUAAGUCAAUGCUUCUCCAUCUUACGUAAAUACAAGAUGAAGCUCAAUCCCCUAAAAUGUUCUUUUGGAGUUCGAGGCGGAAAAUUCUUAGGGUAUAUGAUAUCACAACGGGGAAUUGAAGCCAACCCAGCAAAGAUUGAAGCUAUCACCUCCAUGGCCCCUCCCACAUCGAUUAAGAAGGUCCAACAACUUAAUGGUUGUUUGGCAGCCUUAAACCGAUUUAUAUCCCGAUCGGCUGAUAAGGGUCUUCCUUUCUUCAAGAUACUAAGAGGUGGGAAAAAGUUUGAGUGGAACGAAGACUGUCAAAGAGCUUUCACAGAAUUGAAAGCAUAUCUCACUUCCCCACCUCUACUAACGAAGCCCCAGCCGGGAGACACUCUUUUCCUAUACUUGGCCAUUUCUGCUGAUGCCAUUAGCGCAGUGCUCAUUCGGGAUGGUGAAAAAGGUCACCAACCGAUAUAUUACAUAAGCCGAGCUCUCCAAGGCCCAGAGCACCGCUACACCAAUAUGGAGAAACUUGCUCUCGCGCUCAUCAAUGCAGCCAGAAAGUUACGUCCGUACUUCCAGUCGCACCAGGUGAUAGUUCUCACCAACUAUCCCCUUAAACAAAUAUUGAGAAGUCCCGAGACUUCCGGACGAUUAGCUAAAUGGGCUAUAGAGCUAAGUGAAUAUGGGGUUGAGUUCAAACCACGCCCAGCCAUCAAAGCUCAAAUCCUAGCAGACUUUGUAGUAGAGAUGACUACAUCGGAAGAGAGCACAUCCAUACCCACUUGGGCCAUCAAUGUUGAUGGAUCAUCUACCGCUACAGGAGGAGGCGCGGGUAUUGUACUAACAAGCCCAGAUGGCGAUGAAUUCGAGUAUGCUAAACGGUUUGAUUUCAAAGCCUCCAAUAACGAAGCCGAAUAUGAAGCUUUGAUCGCUGGUAUCCGUCUCGCUUUAGCAGCUGGAGCUCGCAAACUCAUAGUACACAGCGACUCCCAGUUGGUGGUCAACCAAGUCCUUGGGAACUAUGAGGCCAAAGAAGAAUCCAUGGCAAAGUACCUUGCUCUUGCACUUACCCUCCUCUCAAAAUUGGAUAGCUACGAGAUAAAGCAAGUACCACGAGCCAACAAUAUUGAUGCAGACAAGUUGGCUAGACUUGGUAGUUCCAUGGCAAGCAUUGGAAGCCGGAAAAUCACCCUUCUCACGGCUUCCCAACCAGAAAUAGUCUCCACCGACGGAGUGAAUUGCGCUGAAGAGAGCGAACCCUGUUGGAUCACCCCCAUUACAAACUAUCUCAAAAGCGGGGAACUUCCGACUGACAUCGCCCAAGCGAAGAAAAUAAAGGUAAGGGCGGCCCGUUUCCUAAUGAUAGGUGAAGAUCUCUACAAGCGAGGGUUCUCCUCCCCCUAUCUUAAAUGCCUUAACCCAUCAGCAGCAGACUAUGUGCUUCGGGAAGUACAUGAAGGCAUUUGUGGUAAUCAUUUAAGUGGAAGAAACUUAGCUCUCAAAAUAUUGAGACAAGGUUACUAUUGGCCCACCAUGCAUGAAGAUGCGAAAAAACUAGUGCAGAGAUGCAAACCUUGCCAAGAACACGCUAACAUCCUUCAUCUCCCCGCAGCAUUGAUGCAACCGAUUGACAGUCCCAUACCUUUCGCUCAAUGGGGAGUUGACUUGGUCGGUCCUUUUCCACCAGCAACAGGAGGACGCAAGUUCCUCAUUGUAGCUGUAGAUUACUUCACCAAGUGGGUAGAAGCAGAACCUUUAGCUCGCAUUCGAGAAGAAGAUGUCAUCCAAUUCCUUUGGAAAAACAUUGUGUGCCGCUUCGGCAUUCCCCGUUCCAUUAUUUCGGACAAUGGAACACAAUUUUGUGGAGACAAAGUCAAGAGUUGGUGCCUUGGCUUAUCUAUUAAGCAAUUCUUCACUUCGGUGGCAAACCCCCAAGCAAAUGGUCAAACUGAAGUAACCAAUCGCACGAUACUUCAACAUCUCAAGACAAGGCUUGGAAGUGCCAAGGGAAAGUGGGUUGAAGAAUUACCCAAUGCUCUGUGGGCAUAUCGAACAACCCCACGAACAGCAACAGGAGAAUCUCCAUUUAACCUAGCUUUUGGAACAGAGGCUGUAGCACCCGUAGAGAUUGGCGAACCCUCUUGGAGAGUCAUCAAUUAUUCACCAGAGGAGGAUGAAGAAGCAAUGAGGGCUAACCUCGAUCUCGUCGACGAGCUAAGAGAGAUUGCAUCCAUCAGACAGCAAAUGUACAAGAGUCGCAUGGCGAAAGUUUAUAACUCCAAAGUCCGCCCUCGCUCUUUCCAAGUAGGAGAUUUAGUUCUCCGCAAAGCCGAAGCCUCACGCCCAAUCGGUAAACUCGACCCGAAGUGGGAAGGACCAUAUAAAAUCACACAAGUGAUUAACAAUGGAGCAUAUCGUCUCGAGAACCUCGACGGACACCCUAUACCCAGAACCUGGAAUAUAGGGAAUCUCAAAAGGUUCUACGCUUGA
This is a messenger RNA of Erythranthe guttata (spotted monkey flower), 5304 nucleotides long. Lineage: Eukaryota; Viridiplantae; Streptophyta; Magnoliopsida; Lamiales; Phrymaceae. The record is from RefSeq and is a predicted model, not a curated record.